AUGACUGACAAUUGUUGGAAUUCUGGUGGUGGCGCUGGCGUCAAGAUGGAGCACUUUCAGGCCACCCUGGACCCUAGGAAGCAGGAAUUACUGGAGGCCCGCUUUCUCGGCGCGAGGGGUGGUCGGAACAACGGGCCGAAUAAAAAUGCCCUCGACACCGCGCAGUCGUCGUCGUUACCUAACGCCGUUAAGUGCGGCCAACCGACUACCCCGGGAAUAGACUGGACGAGGCGUGACAAUGCUCCACCCUCGCGAGAUCAACGUAAUUCAUCGUGCAGCGCAACGACCCAGGGCCAAAUCUCUCAGAUGUCUGCUGGAUCACAAAUUCAGAUGGCACCUCAAUCAACCGUAAACUCUGGUCAGUCAGUUCAUAGUCAAGACUCAAAUAUGAGUACUGGCUCAUCACACAGUGAUAAAGAUGUGGAUCCAAAUACUCCUGAAAAGUUGCCUAGGACCACGUCCGAAAGAAAAAGAAAACGUAAAGCGGAUGAUGGAAGUGGCAGUGGACCUGGUGGCCCAACUGGUGGUAAAAGCGGAAGAUCACUUUCUUCCUUGGAAAAUAAAAAAAUAAAUGACUAUUUUCCAAAGCAUCAUUUAGGAAAUAGCCCUAUAAGGCAUGGGGGUGCUAAAAGUCCAUCGCCUCAACAAGGGUAUCCUAUGUAUCCACCAUCAGCUCAACCUCUGGUAUCGCCCCAAGUAACGACACCUAAUUCAUCGGUAGCGGAAUUUUCGUCACUGAUGCAACCUCCCCGAACUCUUUCCCAACCACAACCACCACCUCCACCUUCGUCGACGCAACCUGCUGGUUCAAUGGUCAGCAAGCAGGUACAGGUAAGGCCCACGAACCUACCUAGGACAAGCCAGGUCAGGCAAGCGAAGACAAACACGCCAAAUACGGAGCUCACUUGCCAGAGGAUACAAGAGUUUGAAUCGCAAGCAUCGUCUGACUUGGAGCUACGUAACAAUAAAAUUGAUGAACUAAAUAGAACGACAGAAGAACUUAGGCAUCAAAUGGCAACUCAACAAAAAAUACUUGAGCAGCACAAAUCACAUAUAAAUAAGUGUAUAGAUGUUGUAAAAAAGUUAUUAAAAGAAAAAUCAAACAUAGAAAAAAAAGAAGCUAGACAAAAGUGUAUGCAAAAUAGACUGAGGCUUGGACAGUUUGUGACGCAAAGGGUAGGUGCUACCUUUCAAGAAAACUGGACGGACGGCUACGCGUUUCAAGAGCUCGCACGACGACAAGAAGAAAUAACGACUGAACGUGAAGAAAUUGAUAGACAGAAAAAGUUGUUAUUAAAAAAGAGGCCGUCAAAUAGUGAGACUGGUAGAAAACGAAGCCAACCACAGCCUUCAUUACACAACGGCACCGAAGCUACUUUUUUAAAACCCGACGCGGUACCUGGAUCUUAUACCUGGCAAGAGUAUUAUGAAGCGGACGAAAUACUCAAAUUGAGACAGAGUGCGUUGAAAAAAGAAGAUGCUGAUCUUCAACUAGAAAUGGAAAAACUUGAAAGAGAGCGAAAUCUUCACAUCAGAGAACUGAAACGUAUUCACAACGAGGACCAAUCCAGAUUUAAUUCUCAUCCAGUACUCAAUGAACGUUACCUUUUAUUAAUGUUAUUAGGAAAAGGUGGUUUUAGUGAAGUACACAAGUCGUCCAUGCAGCAUAGAGUCAAUUUAGCGUUUGAUCUGAAAGAGCAGCGAUAUGUGGCCUGUAAAGUACACCAAUUGAAUAAAGACUGGAAAGAAGACAAAAAAGCUAAUUAUAUUAAACACGCAUUAAGAGAAUAUAAUAUACAUAAAGCCCUGGAUCAUCCACGAGUUGUGAAGCUCUAUGACGUCUUUGAAAUUGACGCCAAUUCGUUUUGUACUGUUUUGGAAUACUGUGAUGGUCAUGACCUAGACUUCUACUUAAAACAGCAUAAAAUGAUACCAGAAAGAGAAGCGAGGUCAAUUGUGAUGCAAGUUGUGUCUGCGUUAAAGUACCUUAAUGAAAUAAAGCCCCCAGUCAUACACUACGAUUUAAAACCUGGCAAUAUUUUGUUGACGGAAGGCAAUGUCUGUGGUGAAAUAAAAAUUACGGACUUUGGUUUAAGUAAAGUUAUGGAUGAAGAAAAUUAUAAUCCAGAUCAUGGAAUGGAUCUUACGUAUUUACCUCCUGAAUGUUUUGUUGUUGGCAAAAAUCCACCUAAAAUAUCAUCUAAAGUUGAUGUGUGGAGUGUGGGUGUUAUAUUUUACCAGUGUCUCUAUGGUAAAAAGCCAUUCGGACAUAAUCAAUCACAAGCAACUAUUUUAGAAGAAAAUACAAUAUUAAAAGCAACAGAGCCCCCAGUGCCAAAGCAUGGUCGUCAGGCAAAUAGCCAGCAGCAACAGCAAGCUCAGCAACAGCAACACAUUCAACAAGCUCAACAGCAACAACAAACGUCAUUUACGACUGGAAUGUUUAGUGGAAUGAAUGCAUCCAGCAGUUCGUAG
Messenger RNA from Cotesia congregata, 2475 nucleotides. NCBI's taxonomy places the organism in Eukaryota, Metazoa, Arthropoda, Insecta, Hymenoptera, Braconidae. The record is from the annotation of a GenBank genome assembly.